This is a messenger RNA of Protomyces lactucae-debilis, 3253 nucleotides long. RefSeq lists its product as uncharacterized. The coding region runs from base 96 to 2879 and encodes 927 amino acids. NCBI's taxonomy places the organism in Eukaryota, Fungi, Ascomycota, Taphrinomycetes, Taphrinales, Protomycetaceae. The transcript has a single exon. The record is from RefSeq and is a predicted model, not a curated record.
AGGUUCCUGCGUCUCAACAGGAUGGUAUAGUCUGCAGCGAGACAAGCAGAGGAUAGCUCGAACAGAGCCUUGGCCGAUCGCAGGCUCGAAAAGAGAUGGUGGUUGUUGAUGACCCUGCGGAGAGGGAAUGCAAUUUCGCGCGCACCAAACCACCAGCUGAACUUCAAACACAGCACGGGCCAAGGACUCGCUCGACACGAGCGAGAUACAACUGCCCAAAGCUCUGCUAUUGUGGGUAUUGCUUCCAGAAGACUGGUACUUGGGACCCUCUGCUUGAGCUUUAUACCUCAUCUGAGCUUUGCUGUGCUCUCGCAAAGUGCUUUCUGCAUUGUGCCAAGAGCUGUUCCCAUGUCCCUCGGGUGAAGAUAGCUGCAUCCUUGAUAAAUUCUAUGGAUGAAUCUGAGUCUGACCAUACAGUCGGCAAGUUAAGUGGCAGCUCAGAAGAUCGCGUGCAGAUGGCGCCACUCAAACCGCUUGAGCUUGCGCAUGAAAUCAUGAGCAGCGCCGAUGAUUUCGCCAAAAGAGUCGCUGCAUAUCGCAAACUUCAGGAUCUGCACAUCACUGAACUGGACUUGUACGACUUGGCUGGAUCUGGGUUACAGGAGUGGCUGGUGGAAGAUGUCCUGAGACCAGAUGCUCCAGAAUUGAUUUCCAUUCUUGCGCAGAAAGUGCUCAAGCCAAGUUGCACGUUGAAAACGAGUAGACUGCUUCUACGACACAUCCAAUGUGCGCCGACACAAAUACUGCCAUUAGUGGAAGUCGCUAUGCAAGAGACUUUGCCCUCCUUUUUCCUCUUUGACUCAUGGACGCACGAUCUCUCCCAGGCAGCAUUCCCGAUCGCGAAGUUCCCUCCACCGACAGCAAGCUAUUCACUAUUUUUUUGGAUCCGCCUGCACAAACUUGGCUCGGAAGCUCCAAUAACCAUUUUGAGUAUUCAGACUGCACAAGAGCCUUGUUUUGAAGUCGCUCUCACGUCUACAAGAUGUCUUGUUCAGAUAGGCAGCCAAACGGCCACAUUUUCUCACAACUUUGCUCAUGAUAUCUGGUACAGUUUUGCCUUUGUACAUGGACCUAGGCGUACAGAGAAUAUGGACCCUUUGCUAGUUAUGUACGUGGAUGCUCAUCGCCUGGAGAGUCACUCUGUCCCUUGGCCAUCUCGAGCCAUCCGCGGGCAGGCAGCCAGCGUCAUUCUGGGUAGCCCAUGUCCAUGUUCUAGUCAAUUUGCGUUGGGCAAAGUCCUGCUUGCCAGUCAAGCUUUCAACAGCGCUCUGAUUGACUUGUACCACAAGUUAGGCGCUCAAUACGACGGGCACAUGCAAGAUAUUCUCAGCACAUUUGUGACUUAUGAGGCAUCGACAGAAGUCAGUGUCCAAAUGGAACGCGAUGGUCCGACUCAUACGUUGAAGUCACGCAACAGCGAAAAUAUGCCGGCUGCCUCUAUCAUAUUGAGUGUGUCACCAAAGAGUGAUCUUGCAUGGACCGCAGCUCGUGAUUUGUCUGCGUCAAAUCGUUCUAAGAACAGCGCUUCAGGAGCAUCAUCUGACACGAGAGCUACGUUCACGAAUGUGCGUGUCCUCAGACCGCGCUCCUUAUGUGAUGACCUUUAUCAAACGGGUGGCGUGAGCACUCUAUUGUUUUUAGUCGGCAGAUCGACAACCCCGGACGAGACUUUAAUUGCGACCAGGUUGCUCCUUCGUUGCAUCACCCGGUCUUGGCGCAAUUCAGAGGCUGUCGAACGGAUGCAUGGCUAUGAACUCCUCGCCCAUAUUCUGAAGACCAAACCUGCCAGCCAUCUCACAUUAGACCUUCUCGCCGCGGUGCUUCAAUUCGUCGGAAUGGAUAAAGAGAUUAUCAUCAACCCGCUGGCUUACCGAUAUUUGGUCCUAGACAUGAGCAUCUGGUCUCAAGCAAAUGAGCAUGUUCAAAUUAGCCUCUUGAACCAAUUUCGCAUAUUCGUAUCUGCCAAAAGCCUUGGCUCCUUCAAUUGUCGCCGGUUGAACAGGAUGCAAGCGACAAAGAAAUUCUUGGUCUCAUUUCGACAUAAUCGGGCACCAUCAAAUGACCUCUUACCCUAUUACGCAGAUGCACUGAAAGUGCUCGCCGGCGCUACAUUUUCGACUGAGACUGUCCGGCACCUUGCGACUUUCAUCGUCCAUGCGUUUGAUGUGCCCAAGGCAGCUUCAAAGAAGCCUGUACCUGAAAUCGAACAUUCGACCCUCGGCUGCCUGCUUUUGACCAUGUUCAAGGAGCUUCUGUGCGAUCCUCUUCGCACGGAAAGACUGGAGAAAUUCGCAUCGACCGUCACCAUUCGAUGGGUUUUCCUGUUGAUGAACAAGGAUGCGACACACCGCGAAGCCUUUGACAUUCUGACAUUUUUGCUUGUCAACCAAGGAACGCAAUACGUCGCUCGUUUCUCACAAAAGAAUAAUGGCUUCGCCUUCUGCCGCGCUCUGCUCGGUCCACGUUACUCUCGUGUCAAAUGGACUAAUAUGCUGGCCAUUGCGUACGGCUCACUUGAUCCUCUUAAGCACUCAUAUCAGGAUGAAAUACGGACAGCGAAGACCUCUCCGCCUUUGCGCAGCCCGCAAGGUCUGUCUCUAUACGUGUCUCUCUUAAGAAGGGUGCUGAUGGCAAACGAGAAGCACCUUCAGUCGCACGAGUCUGACGAGCGGGCUCUAAUUGUUGGAACAGUCAUGGGAUCAGCGGGUCAUGCACACGCUAGUCCGACUGCUGAGCACGAAACUUUUGACCCAACAGAAUUGAACCAAACUCUGCGUACACUGAUACUCAUACAUGCAUCUAUGGAAGGAGCCUCCAAAGUGCUCCAGGACGCGAAGUAUCCUUAUGGUAUGAACAAUACCAAAAGUAUAUACCACUGACAAGCUAGAAUUGUAUUGCUCCUUAUUCGAGGCGCUUUGCGUGCAUGAAACUGCGCAGCGCGGCCCACCAUCAGCACGCUCAUCUGGAUCUCUCGAACCGGAAAUACCGUCAAGAGCAACAAACACUGUCCCUGGGCCAAUCGUCUCAGCAGACCCAGAUUUAACAGCCCAACAGCCGACAUCUCGCCCACGCGGAUUAUCACUUCGCCGUGCUAGUUCAUAUGUGCUGCUACGUCGCUCCUGGUCUUCAGGCAGCGUAGAUCAGGCGACCAGGCGCAUCAAAUAUGGCAUCAAGCUCACUGUUAUGCCUAUCUCUGUCACCAUCCCAACCACACUCAGUCUCACGUUGGACUGGUUGGUAACAAUGAUAGUAC